Aedes albopictus (Asian tiger mosquito) is the source of this 8254-nucleotide messenger RNA. It is a transcript of the gene Zasp52, whose product is annotated as PDZ and LIM domain protein Zasp. Gene Ontology annotation, cellular component: filamentous actin; adherens junction; stress fiber. Gene Ontology annotation, molecular function: muscle alpha-actinin binding; actin binding. Gene Ontology annotation, biological process: actin cytoskeleton organization; muscle structure development. NCBI's taxonomy places the organism in Eukaryota, Metazoa, Arthropoda, Insecta, Diptera, Culicidae. The record is from RefSeq and is a predicted model, not a curated record. The transcript is spliced from 17 exons. The coding region runs from base 698 to 6853 and encodes 2051 amino acids.
ACCGGUGUGCGCUGUAGGCUCGAAGCAUAGUUCUUCCGCACGGUGACUUCAGUCUUGUUUGCCUGCUUGUCUUGAAAGCAUCGGUUGCGGAGUUUGUGCAUUGUGCAUAUUGUAACGCUACGACGACGUUGAGUUUAACAACAGUACCGGUUGGUUGGAAAUUCUUGUGCGAUGGAAAAAUUCUAAAAAAGUGACUUUAUCAAACUAAACUGCGAAGAAGUUGAUAUCGUAAAAAAAUAAAUAAACCAAACAGUUCACGUAGGAGUGGUUCAAGUGCGUACCCUGGAGUGCUUAGUGUCGUUUAAUUGUCCUUCUGUGUGCAAAGUAGUGUGUUUUUGUUCUAAAGUGUCGUCCAGUGUGUGCUUGAGAUCCAGGCCGUGACCGUGGUAGAACCGAAACCGAACCCCGACGAGAGUGCACGGUGCUCCUGAAAAAGGGAUACAAAUUCCUGAGCGUGUGAUCUCGGUGACUCGUAAAACGCAGUUUGUGGAGUUUUGCAAAUCCAGUUCUCCAGUGCCAGUGUUGGGCCAAGCGAUCCGGAGAGUGAAACGAAUCCAAACGGCAUAAAUUAGCAUCGCCGUGCCAAGCCAGCCGAAAUCCGAAUUCGAAACAGUCGCAGCGAGGGCCCCGCGAGAGUUCUGUGCGUGUUUUCAAGAUCACAACAUCUAGCUAGGAGCAUUUAGAAUAAACUACAGAUAUGGCAAAUUUGAUCACAGUUCGUCUGCAGCGAAACGAAGGUCAACCGUGGGGAUUCCGUCUCCAGGGUGGCAAGGAUUUCUCCUCCCCACUGGUGCUGCAACGGGUAAAUGGCGGCAGCGUUGCUGAUCAGGCCGGUCUUAUGCCAGGUGAUGCCCUGGUCAAGGUCAACAGCACCGAUGUCUUUAAUCUGCGUCACAAGGAAGCCCAGGAUGUCAUCAUGGCUGCCGGAAACUCAUUCGAACUCUCAGUGUCCAGAGGAACCGCCUGGAGGCCAUCGGUCACUCCAACUGGAUCGAUCCCGUCGCCAUCGCCAUCCAUGCCCGGACACAUCACACCAGUGACCAAGACCUCGCUGGCCGCCACUCCACAGCCGGUGCAGCACAUUGGCAGCGGACACAACCAGGCUGCCAAGCCGUUCCCCUCUCAACAGCCCCAGGAACAGGUCAACGGAAGCGAUGGCCCCAUCAAGAGCAUCGUCAACAAGCAGUACAACACCCCAGUUGCCAUGUACAGCGACGAGACCAUCGCCGAAACCCUGUCUUCUCAGGCUGAGGUCCUCGCUGGAGGUGUUUUGGGUGUCAACUUCAAGAAGAACGAGCGUGUCUACUCGCCCGCCAACUCCGAGGUGUACAAGCUGCUGCACGAGCAGGGCGACGAACCGGAACCAGCCCACCACCAUCAACACCACCAACAGCAGCAACACCAUCAGCAGCAGCAUCAGCAACAGGUUCAACAUCACCUUCACCACCAACAACAACAACAGCAUCAACAACAGCUUCAACAACAGCAUCAACAGCAGCAACAACAACAGCAACACCACCAGCAGCCCACCAGCGUCGUCACAAAGCACGUCAGCGCUCCUGUCGACAAACCACCAUCGAACACCAAUGGUCUUCCAGCUGGUCAGAACAUUUGCUCCUCUUGUGAUCGUCUCAUUGUAGGCGUGUUCGUGCGCAUCAAGGACAAGAACCUCCACGCUGAUUGCUUCAAGUGCGCCACCUGUGGAUCGUCGCUCAAGAACCAGGGAUACUUCAACCUGAACGACAAGUUGUACUGUGACAUCCACGCUCGGCUGGCGGCACUGCAGAGUCCGCCACCCGGCACCAACGGAAUGGUUCCGGUCACGAUCACCAAACCCGGUCAAAAGUCUGGAGUCCAAGCCAUCUCCGCAGCCCUCAACGCCCAUGCCAAUCUGAACGGUCGCUCGCACUCUCCGUACGCCACCAAUCACCCGCCGCCCCCACCACUACCGUCACCAGCCAACACAACGACGGCAACGGCGACAAUCACACUGAACGGUAUCGGAAGCAGCAACACCAGCAGCACUCAGUCUCCGUCACACUCCCGAUCGAGCAGUACGACAUCGUCGAGCGGCUACUGCAACUCGAGUUCCCUCUCGCCGGUCCAAUCGAACAAAGUGUCCCCAUUGCAUUCGCGCACCAGCAGUGAAAACGAACUGAUCCUCGACCCUCCAACGACGACGACCACCGCCGCGACGAAACCGUACAGUGUGCAACCGUUCAGUGAAUUUAGCUAUCUACCACCGCCGCCACCCGCACUAUUGGCAGGACUAUCGUCAACGUCUCCAGCGCGCAUCGGCAGUAUGGAGAAUCCGGAAGCGAUCGAACAGCAACCGCCGCAGCAGCAGCUUCCGGUUGAGGCAGCCGACCCGAGCUCGUUCGGUCCCAAUGGGCUGGCCGUAGCUCAGGACGGCACUGCCGACUCAACGGAUGCUGUUACGCAAAACGACUACGGGUUCUUCUACAAAACCAUGGGAGGAGCCGUCAUCCGCAGUGUUUUUCCACCUGGAGCAAACGGUCGCUAUAAGAACCAGAGCAACAUUACUCCGAAACCAUUCGGUGGACCGCUGCCAAUGAGCAACCUGUCUCAGGUGCAGCCACCAUCGUCGUUCCCACCGGUAGCCGGUAGUGUUCCAACUCCGUUCGCCGCUGCCAUCACCAGCCAGGCCCCCGCACCGGCUCCAGCUCCAGCUCCAAUGGCUGCCGCUCCGGCACCACAGCCAGCUGUCUAUCCGCCGGUUGUUGCCCCCGCUCCGGCCCCUGUAGCCGCCGCCCCAGCAGCUGUGCCAACUCAACAAGGAGAUGCAUCAGACUACGAGGAAGAGGAGGAAGAAGAAGAACAGGUACAAAGACCAGCUGAAUCUCCUGCUCCCUUAUUUACCUGGCCUCCCAAGCGCCUCGACGACGAAAUUAUUCCUCUCGCUACCCCUAUCUAUAUCCCGGUUCCGGAAACGCAGAAAGUGGUCGUGAAGCCGGUUGCCCCGCCUCCGGAAAGGCCUAGGGAGAAAAGCAAAAGCAAAUCUCCACCGGAAGCGCAGAAGCAACAACAAGAACAACAACAACAACAACAACAACAACAGCAACAACCGUCACAAGAAGAAGAAAAACAAUUUGUCAAGAGUGUACAGAGCAAGUCUGCACCAGAGCUGAGCAGAAGGCGAAGUGAUGCCCAGCAGCAGCUCCAGCAGCAGCAAUGCCAGGAGGAUGAGAGUUACGAGACUUAUACGACGACGACCACUUCGACUUCGGCUUCAUCCGAAGAGUAUCAGAUGUAUUCGACUCAAACAUCCCAACCCAUAGUUACGCUCUACGAGACACCGGUUAUGGAGAUGGAUUACCCAUUCUCGUCCGGUCAACGUAGUGCCCAGGCAAGUACCGGUGCCAUGUCAGACGCUUCGUACACUCAUUUCGUAUUUCGUGAUCCUCCCAUGGAGGUGACGUCGGUUGAACCCUCGGUUGAACCUUCCAUCGAACCAGAGCCGGAACGGGCGAAAUCCCCCGAAGUGGUCAAACCGCAGAAGCGGGUGGAAUUUGUUGACUACAGUCAAGAGCUGGAGCGCUAUCUGAGAGCAGAGCGGGCAGCUAGAGAAGCGGCUGAAAAACAAAAUCAAGUGGAGAUUGAGGAAGUAACCGAAGAGUUCACGAUACCACACUAUGAGUUACCCGUUAUCAAAUCACCAAAUCCGCUACCCAAUCUCCCCAAACCGAUCGUUCCCAAUCCCGUACCCAAGCAGUGGCAGAGUAAACUGGUUCAGGCCUUGUGUACUGCACCGAAGCACCCCAUUCGCCUCACCGCAGAGCAGAUCGAGGAAGCGAACUUCAUGAAGUCUCGCAACGAAGCGUUCGUUCGUGAGCAACACGAAAACAAAAUGAGGCAAUUGGAGGCCCUGAAACGACAAGUCGAUGCCCUGGAACGCCGAUUGGACAAGAAGAAGCCUGAACCAGAACCUGAGCCUCAGCCGUUCCCUCCUCUCGACAUUCCUCGCAAAGGUUCCGUGAUGGCUAGAAUACUUGCCUCAUCCACGACCAAAUCCGAACGAUUCCCCAAAUAUCUCCCAGCUCCGGUUAUACCUCUUCCUGAGGAUUCCGCACCGUAUUUCCCACCUCCUCACUCGAUGGAACCAAUUCGCAGUGAGAAAAUUUCAUCCUUUCGUGCAUCACCAUUCUUGGAAGCGUUAACUACAGCUCCUUAUACUCCGUUUCAGAAAUUUGGCACAGAAAUACCGUCUCAGAUGGAAAACAUGCCAGUGCCUAUCGACCGAUUGACGAUGUCUGAGGCGCUGGCAACCGCACCAGAACGGCCCUAUACACCGUUCACCGAAGUUCAGUUCGAGAGAUCAGAGAUGUACGAGAAGAUGCUCAAGGAGCAACCCUCGAUCCAAGUCGAUCCCGAAAAGAACUAUUCGGCGUUUGCCUGCGUCGGUGGAAAUCGUACUCCGGUACCGUUCAGACCAAUCAUACCAGAAAUACGCGAACCAGUAGAACAACCAGCCCCACAACCAGAGCCUGAACCAGAACCGGAACCAGUUGUAGAAGAGAAAAAGCCAGAACCAGAGAAACCGAAGAAGAAGCUUCCUCCUUACCCAAGGAAGGAUGCUGGAUCUGAUCACUAUUCUCUAGCACCGAGAAGAGAGACCAAAUCUCCAUUGCAUCAACCAGCCGAAAUACCUAACUACCAACGGAAAUGGUAUAACCUACCAACGCAGAACCCUCCGCAAACACCGGAACCGCAAGAACUUCGUCAAAACGUCCCGUUGGCAUUUGUAGAUACUCAUUCAAAAUCUCAUCUCGCAAAGCCUAUCGCGCAAACUGUAAACACUGUAAAUAUUAGAGAUCAAGUUACGCUGAAAAAGUCACAACCGUUCACUACCAUUCAAAAUCGUACCAUCCCAGUCAUACAGACGACCCUGGAGGAUGAUGCCGAGUUGGCACAGUAUAACAAUGCCCAUGUCCGUCUCCAAGCGAAGGGCGUCAUUGAUCGCGGUCAGUCGUUCACUCCGUCGAUGAUCUUAACUAAACACCCGACGACUAUUCCGUACUACCAGCAUCAGCUAGGUUUUGAGGAAUAUUUCGCCGAGACAAAGUCGUUUGAUGGUCGCCAUACGCCCAUCAAGCCGGCUAGAAAGUCGCCAGCUUUUGGGCCACCACCGAACCCACUGAAGGGCUUCGCUCCGCCGCCACGUGAUGACAUCCCGAACGAGUCGGGUCUCUAUCUUUCGAUGGGUAAGCUAACAGGUGUUCCUUGGUACGCACAUAAAGACCAUGUUCCUGCAGAUAUCCAGGAGAAGAUGAUCCAACAGCAGCACGGCAUGGGCGGAGGAUAUGGCGUUUCGAAGCAGCAAAAGACCGUUACGUAUCGAGAGACUCCAGUGACCAUUCAAACUCAGCACCAUGGUGACAUGACCGUUCAGACGCGUUCGCAGGAGAGCUCUUUGAGAGAGCAGGCAUCAUCCGAAAGAACAAUUAACAGUGCAAGUCAGGUAGGAAAUGCUUUGAUUCAGAAGCGUACUAGAAUCGUGGAAGAGCACGAACAUUCGCAAUCGGCCAAAGCAGUAGACAUUUCAAAGUUUUCUUCCAAAAUUAAGGAAGAUGAAGCUCCCCAGAAAGGAUACGUCGCUCAGCAGACCAGACGAUUCUCCGGACAGGACGAGGCGUUAAACAUCCCAUCGCAGUUUCAGCAGCAGCCACAGCAACUAGAACAACAAGCACCUCAUCAGCCAGAACCUGAACCACAGGUUAUGCAAUCGUUCCCCCCACAGAUGUCCCAGCCAAAUCCCACUUCCUUCCCGUCAACAACUACUUUCCCAGAACCGAUCGUUGAUCGGUUCCCUACCAAGAGUUCACGCAAGCAUAGUGUUCUCCUUCCUAGCACUCAAGCACGUUCGCCAACACCGACCUCUGGUUUCAAAGCUCAAUUCAAUGAGUUCAUGCAAGGGUCUGGAGCACAGCCUCCACUGGCACCGCAGCGUGAGGAGCCCGAGUCAGAACUAGUACAAUCGUGGCCUCCGCAGCUACCAUCCUUCACUCCUAACACUAACCCUAUCGCUGAAAGGAGAAUUUCGCAACCUGCAGCUCCUCCGGCACCAGCGGCGCCAUCGGCUGCCAUCAAUGGACGCAGACCUUCCAAUAACAGCAUCACAGGCUUCAGUAAUAACAGCAGUAACAGCAACCUUAUGAGUAGCCAAAACAAUAAUACUGAUCGAUCUGGUGCUAGUGCAGGUUCCACCGCAUUCAACAGGGGACGUGCAGCCUGUUCGACCACCGCCCCAACUCGUGGUCGUGGUAUUAUGAACCAGGCAGUCGCUCCCGGAGGCCGUAUUCCAUUGUGUGGCUGCUGCAGUCAACAAAUCAGAGGUCCAUUCAUCACCGCUCUCGGUCGCAUCUGGUGCCCGGAUCACUUCAUCUGCCACAACGGCAACUGCAAACGCCCGCUGGCCGACAUCGGAUUCGUGGAGGAGAAGGGUGACCUGUACUGCGAGUACUGCUUCGAGGAGUUCUUGGCCCCCGUCUGCAGCAAGUGCAACACCAGAGUUAAGGGAGACUGCCUGAACGCCAUCGGCAAGCAGUUCCAUCCGGAGUGCUUCAAGUGUGCCUACUGCGGCAAGCUGUUCGGCAACAGCCCGUUCUUCCUGGAGGAAGGCGACCCGUACUGCGAAGCCGACUGGAACGAACUGUUCACGACCAAGUGCUUCGCCUGCGGAUUCCCCGUCGAAGCCGGCGACAAGUGGGUGGAGGCCUUGAACAACAACUACCACAGUCAGUGCUUCAACUGCACCAGCUGCAAGAAGAACCUCGAGGGACAGAGCUUCUUCGCGAAAGGCGGACGACCAUUCUGCAAGAACCAUGCUCGUUAAAAGGCCACGCCCCGUUCAGGGCUAGGAUUGUAAAACAAAGGGUCAACUUUUAUUAAGCUUCUUUUUCUGUUGCACAUAACUACUUUAAACCAUUAACUGAAACAACGCUCCCGAUAGACAGAGAAGGACAGCAGUUUUACGAGCAGUUUGUAAUUAAUCAUUAACAAAUUUGAAGCCAAAAAUAUUUACAUCCAGAAACGAUCAUCCCACACGACCAUAUCUCUACUAUACGCAUUGGUAACUGUUUCCAAAUCAAGAGUCCUUAGUGUUUAUCAUUCAUCAUUUGGAAAAGUGUUUUUCGAUUGAAAAAAAAAACGAAUCAUCAGUUUGCAAACUCGACUAACAGUCAUGCUUUCGGAUGUCGUCAUGAUUGACUAACGACGGAGAUGCAACAAGUGUGUGGUGUGUGCGAAUGUAUUGAGGGAGUACAAGAGAGUCAGAGAGUUAGAGAGAGGAGAACAUCGUCGCCGAAAGCUCGUUAUCAUAUACAUAUUUCCUAUAAAACGCAUCUUGACCAGCUGCUUGGAAAAGCUCACGCUACGAGGCGCUGCCAGCAGUUGACAGAGAGCUUACCAGCGAGUGAGAGAAAUCUUUCCCAUUUCGCUUCGCGUUUUCGCCCCGCACGUUCAUCGAUGUGUGUGAAGCAUGCUUUCGUCAAGUCUUCAGCAGUCACAGAGGAAACAUUUCAAGCUAUAAGUUUUUCUUUCAAGUUUGUGGAGAAAAUCUGCUUUAGUUUGUUCAUUAGAGGGAAACGAGUUGUAGGCAAGCGAGAGUGUUCUCGAGGAGGCGUAUGACGGACAACAGCAAAUAGAUUAAGCUAUAUUUUUCUGUUAAUUAAGCUUCGCUGAUCAUGAAAUGUGUAGAUAGAGACAUUAUUUAGCACGGAAAGUUUGUUACUUUAAACAAUUGAUGAAACAGAAUGAUAAAAGAGAAAGAAAUUAUUUACAUUAGAUCAUAGUUCGUAGAGAAAGCAACCAUGAAAAAAACUACAUUAGUCUCGCAAAAAAGAUUCUUGGUAAAACCACUAGGCAGAGAGAAAUCAAAAAAGGAAAAUGUCCAAAAAUUGUUUGUGUGUGAUAAAUUAUAAGAAGAAAUGUUUUUAUUUAAUCCAUAUUUAAGUUGAAAAAUUCGCUGUUGAAUCAAAAGUUGUAGUUAAAUGCAUGGUUACAAAGCAAGACAGAUAAGCUGUUAGCAAGCAGAGCAAUUAUUUAAAUAGAAGAGCGAACAACGCUGGCAAUGCUGAAAAAACAAUAUGACGCUUUAUUUUUGCACAUCAAAUUAGUGAACCGCUAGUUUCGACUACUGAAGAAUUGAAAGCAAGUAAGGAGAAAAAUGUUGUAUAAACGUACGAGAAGAAGCAGGAAGAUGAUUAAGAUAAAAGUAUCUUAUGUUGUAAGGAAA